CUACUAGCCACACCCACACCCGCCCCACCCCCUUCAGCCACCCUUCCCUCUGCUCGGCUCAGUCACUUCCCCGGGGCGAGUGAGCAAGCGGGCCAGACUCGCACAGCUCCCAUUGCUCAGCUAUGCAGUAGAGGUUAGUCCUGCCAACCAGCCAGCCUGCCUGCCAGCCAGCGAGGGUGAGGGGGGGACCGGCUCUUCACCACCACUGAGUUACGGGGCCGGCCAAGAGCCAAUCUGAGCCACUGCCGCUGCCGCUGCCCUCUCUCUCCAACCAUGACUCUCCUGACCGAAGAGAAGCCCUGCACGUUCCCGGAGCCAGGGAGCCACAUCACGGCCAUGGAGCUCUCCGGACACUCACCGGACAAAGGCUGCCCUGAGAAGGACGAGAAGCAGGAGUACGAGGACCUGGACAGUGUCGGCGUCGGGCUGGGCGUCUUCGGGGCGGUGGAGCCGCCCAGGAGGUCUCGGGGGCGCCUGAUCAUGCACGGCAUGGUCAUGUUCGGAAGGGAAUUCUGCUACGCCGUGGAGGCGGCGUUCGUCACGCCCGUGCUGCUGAGCGUGGGCCUCCCGCGGAGCCUGUACAGCCUGGUGUGGCUCAUCAGCCCCAUCCUGGGCUUCCUGCUGCAGCCGGUCAUCGGCUCGGCCAGUGACUAUUGCAAAUCACCGUGGGGCCGCAGGAGGCCUUACAUCCUGUCGCUGGGGAUUAUGAUGAUGGUGGGCCUGGCGCUGUUUCUCAAUGGAGAUGCUUUCAUAUCAGCCAUAGUGCAAGACAGGUCGCUGAGGUCCAUAUGGGCCAUUGUUGUGGUCAUGGCUGGAGUCGUCCUGUUUGACUUCGCUGCGGACUUCAUCGAUGGGCCUAUCAAGGCAUAUUUAUUUGACGUUUGCUCUUAUCAGGACAAAGAGAGAGGCCUUCACUACCAUGCCCUCCUCACAGGCCUUGGUGGUGCUUGUGGAUACCUAAUUGGAGCCAUGGAUUGGGGUCAUUCUUCCCUGGGCACUCUGCUGGGUUCGGAGUACCAGGUCAUCUUCUUCUUCUCGGCCCUGACCUGGGGCUUCUUCCUGAUUGUGCACCUGUGCAGCAUCCCCGAGAGUCCCUUGAGCAGAGAGGGCCGCUCGGACUCCUCGGCCGGCAGCACCCUCCUCCUGCCGGGGAACAACAACGCGGGCUACGGGGCGCUCCCCAAAGAGCCCUGCCCCGUAACAGUGCCCGCGCCAGAGAUCAGACCCCGCUCUUUCUCAGCCCUGAGUGAGGCCAACGCUGUCACACCUAGCGCCAAGACGCCCAACAAGGGAGUGCAGAAACGGAUGACACUGAAGAGUCUGUUCCUGACCAUGAUAAAUAUGCCCAGCCACUUCCGCUACUUGUGUGUGUGCCAUUUACUUGGGUGGACGGCCUUCCUCUGCAACAUGCUCUUCUUCACGGACUUCAUGGGGCAGAUUGUGUACAAGGGGAAUCCGUACGCUGACCACAACUCCACCGCCUAUGCCGCCUACGAGAGGGGGGUGGAGAUCGGAUGCUGGGGCCUGUGCAUCAAUGCCGUGUCAUCAGCUCUCUACUCCUAUGCACAGAGGCUGCUGCUGCCCUACAUCGGCCUGAAGGGACUCUACUUCCUGGGCUACUUCAUGUUCGGUCUGGGCACCAGUCUCAUCGGUCUGUUCCCAAACGUCAUCGCUACCCUGACACUCUGCAGUGUGUUUGGAGUGAUGUCCAGCACCCUGUACACCAUACCCUUCAACCUCAUCUCGGAAUACCAAAGGGAGGAAGAGCAACAGAGGAAAUUGGGAGGUGAGGAUCCCUCUCGGCCCAGUCGCGGCACAGGUGUGGACUGCGCGGCUCUCACGUGUAUGGUGCAGCUUGCUCAGAUCCUCGUCGGGGCUGGACUCGGCGCUCUGGUCAACCUGGCUGGCAGCGUCAUUGUGGUGGUCCUCUCGGCAUCAACAGUGUCACUAAUGGGCUGUAUCUUCAUCGCACUCUUCAUCAGAAAUGUGGAAUAAACUUUGUAAAAGUCAUUUUAUAUGUGUAAAAUUAUGUAAUAAAAGUAGUAACUACCUUUCCUUAGUUUGUUGUCAUAGUGACUAUGCGCU
Molecule: messenger RNA, 2085 nt
Organism: Clupea harengus (Atlantic herring)
Lineage: Eukaryota; Metazoa; Chordata; Actinopteri; Clupeiformes; Clupeidae
Gene: slc45a2
Product: solute carrier family 45 member 2
Cellular component (GO): membrane
Molecular function (GO): sucrose:proton symporter activity
Source: RefSeq, a predicted model, not a curated record